GGAGCAGGGCGCAUGCGCGGCGGCAGCAGCAGCGCUCGUGCUGCAGCUUCGUCGUCUCACCGGAGGUUUUUACGUUUUAUUCGGUUUGUUGUGACGUCACAGCCCGGGACGCAGCGGAUACCUGCUCCGUCAUCAGGCAGGAAGUGAGGAAAAGGAGCUUCCGGUUACAGCGAUGAAGAGGAGUCGGCUGCUGACCCUACUGGUGGGCGGAGUCUUCUGCCUGGCUGUGAUGUCACUGUACCGCAUGCUGGAGCUGAUGCAGGGGGCGGAGCCUCAGCCCCGCCGAGAUGCACCUGACGAGCAGGUGGACGAGGAUUUGUCCCGCCUCCAGCAGAAGAUUGACAGGUUGGAGCGUCUCCUCAGCGACAACAACCGGCUGGUUGCUAGGCUACGUGACUCUCUGCUCCAGCACAAAGCAUCAUGGGAAAGAGGAGGGGGAGGGGCCAAUGUUAGUUCAGACUCCACCCACAGCCAAGCUGCCCCGCCUCCUGGCUGCCGAUUGGCUGAAGAGAUGAAAGACGGAGCAGAUGGAGUGCAGCUGCUGGACGUCUAUGACCUCCUGCCCUUCGAUAACCCUGACGGUGGCGCCUGGAAACAGGGCUUUGAGAUCGGUUACCGUGGAGACGAGUGGGACGAGCAGCCGCUGGAGCUCUUCCUGGUUCCACAUUCGCACAACGACCCCGGUUGGCUGAAGACGUUCGACGGUUAUUACCAGGACCAGACCCGACACAUCCUGGACAACAUGCUGCAGAAACUCAGCCAAGACCACAGGAGGAAGAUGGUUUGGGCAGAGAUCAGUUAUUUCUCUAAGUGGUGGAACGAUAUCGAUGAUCAGAAGAGAGCGACGGUCAAACGCCUGGUGGGGGCGGGGCAGCUGGAGCUGGUGACGGGCGGCUGGGUGAUGGCGGACGAAGCCAACUCUCACUACUUUGCUCUACUGGAUCAGUUGAUGGAGGGCCACCAAUGGCUGCACAGACAUCUGGGCGUGACGCCAAGCAGCGGCUGGGCCAUCGACCCCUUCGGACACUCCCCCUCCAUGACCUACCUGCUGAAGGGGGCGGGGCUUCAGAACAUGGUCAUCCAGCGGGUUCACUACGCCGUGAAGAAGCACUUCGCCCGGCAACAGACGCUGGAGUUUCUAUGGCGACAGACCUGGGACUCCUCCCCCCGCAGUGACAUCACAUGUCACAUGAUGCCGUUCUACAGCUACGACGUUCCACACACAUGUGGCCCGAACCCGGCGGUCUGCUGUCAGUUCGACUUCCACCGCCUGCCGGGGAGGCGGGUCUUCUGUCCAUGGAGGGUCCCGCCGCAGCCAAUCACAGAUCAGAAUGUCCAGGAGAGAGCGCUGCUGCUGUUGGAUCAGUACCGGCAGAAGUCUCAGCUCUUCCGUUCUCCGGUUCUCCUGGUUCCCCUCGGGGAUGACUUUCGCUUCGUCGAGACGAGUGAAUGGGACGUUCAGUUCACCAACUACCAGAAACUCUUCGACUACUUCGAGCAGCAUCCAGAGCUCCACAUCAAGGCUCGUUUUGGGACUCUCUCUGAUUACUUCCAGGCUCUUCAUCGGCGCCUCGGUGCCGCCGGAACGUCGCUGCCGACGCUCCGUGGAGAUUUCUUCACCUACGCCGACCGGGACGACCACUACUGGAGCGGGUUCUUCACGUCGCGGCCGUUCUACAAGCGCCUGGACCGGACGUUGGAGGCCACGCUCAGGGCCACAGAAAUCCUCUUCAGCCUGACCUUGGCUGAGAUGCGUCGUUUCGGCGCCGACGGUCGUCCGGAUGCUCGCUUUCCGGCUCGGGACCACUUCCGGAGGCUGACGGUGGGGAGGAGGAACCUGGGGCUGUUCCAGCACCACGAUGCCGUCACCGGCACCGGCCGAGACCCGGUGGUGGUCGAUUACGGCACCAGGUUGUUUCACUCCAUCCUGAACCUGCGCCAGGUGCUGCAGAGCUCCGCCCACUGGCUGCUCCUAUUGGACAAGAGCCAGUACCACCACGACCAAUCAAAGUCCUUUCUGCAAAUGGAUGAGGUGAUGUCAGCACAGGACGCUCUUCCUCAAAAGACGAUGCUGGAGCUCAGUGAUGAGCCCAGGUCAUUGAUCGUCUUCAACCCGACUGAGCAGCUCCAGACCUCCGUCAUCAGCGUCACCGUCGACUCUCCAGACGCUCAUGUCGUAGACGCAGAAACAGGCCGACCAAUGGCUGCACAGAUCUCUGCGGCGUGGGUGGAGCCAAGCCAGGUUUCCACAGAAAUGUUCCAGCUCUCCUUCGUGGUAGAACUUCCUCCUCUGUCGCUCCUCGUCUAUCAUGUGACCAAAGCAGCAGCUGGCUCCACCCCCCGGGCACGCUACACCAUCCAUCGCCAUGGCGACCGACCAGUCGUCCACACCAAGCACUUUCAGGUGUCCCGCCCCCCUGAGGAUGACGCCCCCCUGUUGCUUAGCAACAAACACAUCCAGUUGUGGAGCUCCGUGGAGACGGGCCUGCUGCAGAAGCUCCGUCUGCCCUCCGGUCGCCUCCAGCAGCUGCAGGUCCAGUUUCUGUGGUACGGAACCAGAACCGGAACCAACCAGGAGAAGAGCGGAGCCUACCUGUUCCUACCUGGAGAGGACGGGCCUCAGCUCUACCCGUCCUCAGAGUCUCCGCUGGUUCGUGUCUCCAGAGGUCCGAUCUUCUCCGACAUCACUUCCUGUUUCCAGCAUUUCACCCACACAGUUCGUCUGUUUCACCUGGAUGGGCAUGCUGGGAAGUCGCUGGAGAUCUCCAACAUGGUGGACAUCAGGUCAGAGGUCAACCGUGAGCUCGUCAUGCGGUUCGUCAGUGAUGUCGCCAACGGCAACCGUUUCUACUCCGACCUCAACGGCUUCCAGAUGCAGCAGCGUCGGACUCUGCUGAAGCUCCCCCUACAGGCCAACUUCUACCCGAUGACCUCAGCGGCGUUCCUGCAGGACUCGGGGAGUCGACUGACGCUGCUGUCGGCUCAGAGUCAGGCGGUGGCGUCACUCAGACCAGGUGAGCUGGAGGUGGUGUUGGACCGGCGGCUGCAGCAGGACGAUAACCGCGGCCUCGGACAAGGAAUAACCGACAACAAGCUGACAGCCAGUCUGUACCACCUGCUGCUGGAGGACCGGAGGGGUGGGGCUCAGGAAGUGGGUGGAGCAACGGUGGAACACCUGUCACUCCUCGCACACCUGACCUCGCUCUCCCUCAGCCACCCGCCAAUCACCAUGGUUGCCCCCAGCGACAGUCAGCUGCCGAAGCUCCGCCCCUUCCUGCCGCUGCGCCUGUCGCUGCCGUGCGACAUUCACCUGCUGAACCUGAGGACGCUGGAGGACACACAGGAAGCUGAGAGUCCGUCACGUGACGCGGCGCUCCUGCUCCACAGAAAGGGCUUUGACUGUAGCUCCACCCCCGACCCACCGCCAUCGUGCACAUGGAGCGCGCACAAGGAGGUGAACCUGGAGGAUCUUUUCUCUCCUCUCCGUUUCCGUUCUGUCCGUCAUUCUUCUCUCACUCUGCUGCACGACGAGCCGGAAUCUGCCUGGCAACCGCAACGCAUCACCCGGCUGCGACCGAUGGAAAUCAGCGCUUUCCGCGUGCAGCUGGACUGAAAAUCAACAGAACACAUUCACACAAAACUGCUGCACCAAUGAGCCGAGACACUGAGCUGCAAGCGACCAAUCAGAAACCAGAGACAGAAAAUACCAUAAAAAAUGACCAAUCAGAAACCAACUGAUCCAGUGUUAUUGACAAUUAAUCAAAGUUUUACAAAAUUAAUUCAAAGGGAGGAAACACGUGUUGCUACGGCAACAACAAGGGACCAGUUGAGUUGUACGCUUGUGUUGGAGUGUUUCCAUGGCGACGGUCUGUUACUGCUGUUCAGAUGUGAUCAGUCUGAUUUUAUUGAUCAAUUCAGGAACUUAUUUUGAAAAAACUGUUGGAUUUUACUGUGAAAAGGGAAGCUAGGAGGAAUUCUGUGAAACUUGUGGGUAUUUUUCUAAUCAGAUUCUCUAUUUUCUCUUUAAUGAUAGAAUAUAUAUGAAGUAUUUACGACAUGGAAUGAAUUUCAAAAUGCAUUUUUACCGUUUUGAAUUUGUUAAAAAAAUAUUGUUGUUUAUUUUUAGGACAAUUUUUGUUUGAAUAGAAAAUAAAUUAUUUUAAUUUUU
Amphiprion ocellaris (clown anemonefish) is the source of this 4168-nucleotide messenger RNA. RefSeq names its product mannosidase, alpha, class 2A, member 1 (gene man2a1). The transcript is spliced from 24 exons. The coding region runs from base 173 to 3613 and encodes 1146 amino acids. Gene Ontology annotation, molecular function: alpha-mannosidase activity; carbohydrate binding. The record is from RefSeq and is a predicted model, not a curated record. Gene Ontology annotation, biological process: mannose metabolic process; protein deglycosylation; N-glycan processing. Gene Ontology annotation, cellular component: Golgi membrane. Lineage: Eukaryota; Metazoa; Chordata; Actinopteri; Pomacentridae.